ACACACUAUAUUUUAUUUUGAAAGAAGAAAACGGAAAUUAACUUGCUGCUCAACAAAGGUGCUUGACAGCUAACCAUAAUAGCUAUCUAGCGGGAGCAAUAUAAUUGGCUAAACACAAAGGAUUUCACACCGCAAUAAAAGAAGUAUACAAACUAAUAAUGCAGAAUCACUGCGCUGUGCCAAACUGUACAAGUGGCAAAUCCGACCUUCUCUUCAGGUUUCCGUUUGAUCCAGAAAGGUCCAAGAAGUGGGUUGAAAAAUGCCAGAGGCAAGAUCUCAUGGACAAAUCACCAGGCCAGUUGUACAGAUACUACAGACUUUGUGGGAAACAUUUUGUAAAAUCUUCAGUUGAUAGUGACUCGAGUACAGUGCUAAAGGAUGAUGCCAUACCAACUGUCUUUGAUGUACCAAGCCAACCUCAAAAUGGACAGGUGAAGCGCAGUAAACAGACGGUCAAACCAGAAGGAACAGACAAAGACGAGAUAAAAAAAAUCAAAUUGUCUCCGGCAGAGACAGCUGAGAAAGACGUCCCAACUGUCCCGGAGGAAGAAGAAUACAAAGAGUAUCUUAAGUCAUUAUUUGAAGUUCUUGUACUGUUGGGAGGAAAGAGCAUUCCUCCAACAGGGCCUGGUGAUACUGAGCAGGAUGGCCUUGGGUCAAGCAACUUUCAGACAUUGUUAGAAUAUCGCAUGAAUUGUGGAGAUGAAGUCCUUAAGAAGAGGUACGAUGUGAAUAAGGAGUGCUGCUCCUCUGCUCAGCUAAAUCAAUUGAUUGAUGUGUGCGAGAAAUCCAUCCGGAGUAAGCUGAUGGAGGAAGUUCAACAAAAUGGCUAUUUUUCCUUACUUACCGAUGACUUGGUGAGGAUCUCGGGAGAAUGGUACCUCCCCGUCUUUCUCCGUUACGUAGACCAGUCUAACUGCCAGCGGGAGAGGUUCCUUGGAUGCUUGUCCUUUGAAGGAGAUGGAGAUGACUUAGCAGAGAAGCUUCUGUCUGAAAUGACCGACAAAUGGGGCUUGGAUAUGGAACAGUGUAGAGGUCAAGCCCACUCCUGCUCUGGGACACAUUUUAGUCGAAUGAAAAGAUUUGCUGCCAAACUGAUGGAGAGGUACCCAACGGCAGUGCUUACACUAAGAUCCACUCGUCCACUGAACCUGUUGCUGGCAAAUGGUAUGGCCGUGUCAGGGGUCCAGCUUGUUCUGUCUACCUUGAGGAAGAUCGAGGCAUUCUUCAGCCAAUCCACUCAACUGCAGUUGGAGUUGGAGCACGCCAUUUCGAUUUUCUACCCGGAUAAAGAAGAGAAGGCCAAGGAACUGAAGGAGCUCUGUAGAACAUGCUGGACCAGAGGAAAUGAUGCAUUCGAGGUGGCAGGGGAACUCCUGGAGGCCUUGCUGCUCUGUGUGGACAGCGUUCAUGACAACGAGGACAUGAGGUGGGACGAUCAAGUCACACACAACGCCUUGGAGAUUUCAAAAGCACUGGCUGAUUUUGAAUUUGUCAUGGCACUGGUCGUGCUGAAAAACGUUCUGACGCUCACACAAGCGUUUGGGAGGAACAUGCGCGGGAGAGCAACAGAUGUCCACUUUGCUGCAGCCAGUUUAAAAGCUGUAUCGCACUCCCUGAAAGAGGUGUCUGACAACAUCGAUGUGUAUCACGAGUUCUGGAACGACGAGGCCGUUAACCUAGCUGCUGCGAUGGAGAUCCCAGUCAAGGUUCCUCGCUCAUUCUUGAGAAAGCACCAGUCGGAAUCUGGAGACAUUCGGCCGGAGAUUUACUACAAGGAGCACCUGUCGGUUCCUGUGGUGGAGCACAUCACCAGAGAAAUGAAUGAACUGUUCUGCGAGGACCACAUAAAGGUUCUGAGAUGCCUGUCACUGGUCCCUGCUGUCAUAGAGCAGUACAAGUCCACUGAGCCAGACGAAGAGAAUGUGCAAGUGUUUAAAAACGACAUCCCUAACGCAGGAACCCUCUCCGCUGAGCUGCACUGUUGGUGGGUUAAAUGGAGCAAAAAGGGCAAAGGCGAGACUUUGCCGUCCACUCUUCAUGACACACUGCAGCUGGCCGAUGUGAAGUUCUUCCCGAACAUGCUUGCCGUUCUGAGACUGAUCGGCAUCCUGCCCACCUUGGCGCUGGAGGACAGCUGUGAUGUGGCAUACAAGCGCUUCCAGAUGUACAAGGAGCACACACCUGAAAAAUUCAAAUCAAAAAGUCUCGCUCUUUUGUACAUUAAUAAUGAUAUUGGGUACGAUCUGGAUUUGAUGGUUGAGUUCUACAUGAAGACAUACCCUGACAGUGAGAGGUUGUGAUUCUGGUAGUUAAGCCUCUGGAAGGAUUAUCCACCGCUUUUUUUAAUGAGUCAGACGCCUUUUUAUAUUUUUUCUACUAUCGAGCGUGCAUACUGAAGUAGCAUCUUUAUGAUGUUUUUGUCAUGUUUGUCCUUUAUGCUGUUUUCAUGUUAUGUUUUGGGAAGCCAGUAUUAGUCUCACUGCUACCACCCAGCAAACUUCCCAGGGUGAAUAGGAAUCCUGAUUCCAGCUUUUCAAGUCUAUUUCUCGACUCUGUUGUUGAAAUAUGUUGCAAAUUGUUCAUGUGUAAUAGUGUGUUAUUUACUCCUGUAAGCCUUAGUAAAGUAUUGCUGGCGUGUCACUCAGUGAUCUGUUGACAUGUAACAGUUGGAUAACAGGGAUCAGCUAAUAAUCCCUCCCUAAACACGUUAAUAAAGAGGUUGUCUCUUGGGUUAAAUA
Etheostoma cragini (Arkansas darter) is the source of this 2741-nucleotide messenger RNA. It is a transcript of the gene thap12a, whose product is annotated as THAP domain containing 12a. The record is from RefSeq and is a predicted model, not a curated record. The coding region runs from base 159 to 2303 and encodes 714 amino acids. The transcript has 5 exons. NCBI's taxonomy places the organism in Eukaryota, Metazoa, Chordata, Actinopteri, Perciformes, Percidae.